Molecule: messenger RNA, 7806 nt
Organism: Ostertagia ostertagi
Lineage: Eukaryota; Metazoa; Nematoda; Chromadorea; Rhabditida; Trichostrongylidae
Source: the annotation of a GenBank genome assembly
AUGAAGAUCAUCACCGUCAGAAAAAGCCUUCUGAACUCCUACGAAAAAAUUACAAAGCUACAUGACGAAUGGACAAUCCUACAGCAAUCUGUAGCAACUGAGACUACCAAUUUUGACGAAUAUAUUGCUAAAUAUGGCGACUACCGUGAAUCAAUAACUGCUGCAGUGAACCAACUCGAACAACUCGACUACCUGAUGAACGCACUCGACCAUGAAUACUCCAAAAGAAAUCUCCACAUUCCGUCAGACUCCUCCGACACCGCUUCCCACGACGACAACGAAAGACACUGGAAUCCCACUUCUGCCUCUGUACACCAAUCUGGCAUGAUCCCAUUUUCAUCUGCACUUCACCCCGACCCCACGCUUCUCAAUUUCGUCGACGCCUCCAUUCUGUCCAAGUUGGAGCUUCCUACAUUCGAUGGCAAUCUUCUCGACUACCCGGAAUUCUGGGCACGUUUUGCUACCUUAGUGGACAACAAGUCACAACUAGACGAUACUACGAAAUUCUCGCUGCUAAAGUCCUGCUUGCGCGGUCGCGCUCUUCAGUCUGUUCAAGGAUUAUCACUGACAUCUGCGAACUACAGAAUAGCUGUCGACAUCCUCAAAACCCACUACGAUGACAAGGUCACUAUGAGGCAUAUACUUUUCACCAAGCUGGCUCAGCUUCCAGCAUGCGAUCCUGAAGGUCGUCAUCUUCCUACUCUCUAUAAUCGGAUGUUUUCUCUUGUUCGUCAGUUCUGCAACGGCUACGACGACUCCAAAGAAACUGCUCUCGGUGCACUUCUUCUCAACAAGCUACCACUACGCGUACGCAGUCAGAUCUACGACAGAACUUCGAAUAGCCACAACGUUACUCCCAGCGAGCUACUUCACCUUCUCACGGACAUCGUCAGAAAAGAUUCCACACUAUUCGAAAUUGAAUACCACACACGACGAAGCGCUGAUACCAAGCAUAUCGACUACGGUUUCCACACCAAUGCUCGUACUCUGCGUCCAACUUCGAAUUCCGCCACUACACGCUCCACGGAAGAAGGACAUACUCCGAAGAAACCAACGAAAAGCUGUCCGUACUGCAAUUCUACUCUCCACAACGCUAUGAAGUGCAAUAUUUUCACCUCGAUCAAACAACGGAGUGCUCAAGCAAAGGUUCUUCGCCUAUGUUUCAAUUGCCUUUCUUCAAUACAUCCCUCCAAAGAAUGUCCGUCAAAAUAUUCCUGCCGAUACUGCUCAAAAAGGCAUCAUUCCUCACUAUGUCGUCAGUCCGAUCCGCGACUCCCAUUCCGAGCUCUCCAACCACACUUUACUUCAGCGACAACAAAUAACCAGGAAAAAAGUGUUCCUAAACGUCUUCGUCCACCAAAACCGCUCUCUCAUACGGUCAACGUCGCAAACUCACCUUCACCUCCGGAAGCCGUUCCAGUUUCCGAUACUCCUGAAUCAGCGUUACAACAAGAAGCAAAUCCAGGAAUCGCCACCUACUCAUCAAGUCAAUCACUGGCAACAGCUUCUCCAACGUCCCAAGCUGCACUGAUGUGUACACAAGUGAGUCUUUUCAACCCACUCGACUCCUCAAAAAGGAUCACCGUUACAGCCUUCCUCGACUCAGGUUCAAGUAAAUCUUACAUCACAGACGAAGCAGCAAAUCGCCUCAAUCUGCCAGCCAUUGCAGUGGAAGAUACCACGAUAUCCACCUUCGGAUCAACAAACUUACUCAAGCUUAGAUGCACGAAACACAAGGUCGGAUUAUUCACAACAAAAGGAACGAAGCACCUUCAAGUGAAGUCAGUUCCCACUCUCACAGGAGAUCUUUUGCAAAUUCAAUUCAAUCGAGAGAUUCCUUUUGAAAGCUUCACUUUCACCAAUUGCAAGCCGUCCAUUCUUAUCGGGAACGAUUAUUUUUGGGACAUAGUCCUCUCUGAAGAUUUCUUUUACCGUAUGCUUCCUAAUGGGUAUCGCCUUCUCCAUACGACUAUCGGUGACGUCAUCAUAAAUGAGAAUCUCGACGUUGCGCAUGCAGACGUUUACACAUCUGUCAUUUCGAACGAAAACCUGGAUAAUCCGCGCAAUCAUGACGAACUCGCCGAACUCGUCAACAACUUCUGGAAACUUGAAACGGUCGGGAUAACUGACGAUCCAACCAAGAACGACGAUGACGACUGCCUCAAUUAUUUUAACGACACCAUCUUCUACGACGAGCACCAAAAGCGAUACGUCGUCAAGCUGCCAUUCAAAGCCGAUCCUUCACAGCUACCGAACAAUUUUUCUCUCGCGUUCUCAAGACUCCGCUCUCAAAUAAAGUCCCUCCAACAAAGGCCAGACUAUAUGGAAAAGUAUCAUGCUGUGAUCGCGAACCAAGUGCAACAAGGAAUAAUUGAGGAAGUCCCACCUGAAGAUCUCUCAAAACCAUCGCACUACCUUUCUCAUCAUGGAGUAGUAAAGAGAGACGGAAAGGACAUCAAAAUCCGAUGCGUGUAUGAUGGCGUGAAUACCGUUGAAGAAGGUCGAGAAUUCUACAAGCAGUCCAAAGAGCUGUUUCAAUCGGCAGGUAUGAAUCUACGUGCAUACUCAAGCAAUUCAAAAGAGCUCAACGAACACUUCGAAAUCAACGAAGGAUGCAAAGUCUCAGAAGUUCAGAAACUGCUCGGUCUCCAAUGGGAUAUUAAACGUGAUACACUCUUCAUUCGGUUGCCCUCCCAACCGACAAGUGAUGUUAAGUGGACCAAACGUAAAGUGCUGAAACACGUCGCUAGCGUUUACGACCCACUAGGACUGCUUUCGCCGACGAUUCUCCUUGGAAAAAUUUUCCUACAAUCGCUCUGGAAGAUGGAACUUCCUUGGGACCAGCUACUUCCACCAGAAUGUAGCACUAACUGGGAGCGCAUAAGCUCUUCAUGGAAUCCUCCAGGAUUAUGCAUUCCUCGACGAAUAUUCAAUAUGGAUCAAAAUUCAAAAGUCGAAUAUGACCUUCAUAUCUUCACCGAUGCUUCAGCCACCGCCUACUGCGCUGCAGCUUAUCUCGUGCAACGAUGCAAUGAUGUCGUAUCAGCAACAUCUCUCCUAAUGUCCAAAUCCAGACUCACACCUCUACAUCACGCCAUUACCAUCCCACGGCUCGAGCUAGCCGCCGUGAUGAUCGGUUCGAAGCUUCUCACCUACAUCGUACAACAUCUGGAUGUUCGCGUUAGUCGAAAAUUCCUGUGGACUGACAGCAGCGUAGCUUUGACAUGGAUCAGAUGUAACAAGGACCUUCCGAUUUUCGUCAAAAACCGUGUUAAAGUUAUCUUACAAAACACGGUUGACGUCACCGUCAGGCACAUUCCUGGAAACGUCAAUCCUGCAGACAUCGGUAGCCGCGGUGCAACACUUCAAGAACUGCUUGAGUCGACAUCAUGGUGGAAAGGACCAAGUUUCUUGACAAACGAUGAGGCUAGUUGGCCCAGUGACGUGUUCAAUUCUUCUGAAAAUCCUCCAGCUCCUACCUAUGGAAACAUACCAAGUGUUGCGAAUGAUGAAUCACCAACAAAGUCGACUGAAUGCUGCUUCACCACUGCAAGUGAAUGGACUUCACCUGUUCUGGACGCAUCAAGGUUCAGUUCUUGGAAAAAGAUGGUGAACACGAUGGUAUACGUCCUGCUCUUCAUCGCGAAAAAGUCCCGAAAAGCUCGCAAAUAUGUUGGCAAUUUCAAGGCGACUCACUUAUGGAAAGCAGAAAUCAUACUGUUCCGGUUUGCACAGGCAGAAAGUCCUCCUUCUGAAGAACACAAGAAGCAAUUGAAACUAUUCUUGUGUCCGACAACGUUUCUUUGGAAAAGUAAAGGAAGGAUCGAUCACGCCACAUUACCGCAGGAUGCAAUUACACCAAUCUUCCUUCCUCGCCGAUGCUGCCUCACUGAUCUCUUCGUGCUCCACGUUCAUCAAACUAACAACCACUGUGGCGUCAAUCAUACCCUCACUAUCCUUCGACAAAGUGUGUGGAUUCCGAAAGGGAGAGCUGCAGUGAAAAGAGUACUCUACAACAACUGUUUCCAGUGCAAGAGAAACCUCGCGAAACCGUAUUCCCUGCCGCCCUUCCCCUGCCAUCCUCAAAGAAGAGUGAAUCCCCCGCAGUACCCGUUCGAAAACGUCGGUAUGGAUUUUUUUGGUCCUCUGCAAUAUCGCACCAAGGAGAACACCGCCGACAAAUACUGGAUGAUAUUGCUCACAUGCCUCAACAGUCGUGCCAUCUAUGUCGACGUCAUCUUAGACAUGACCGCUUCAACUGUUCUUCAUAGCUUGCGCAGAUUUAUAGCAACCUUCGGCUGUCCAACUUGGAUUAUCUGUGACAAUGCUCAGUCGUUCAAAACCGUCGAUCAAUGCUAUGCUUCAAUUCCGGAUCCACCCAUCGAUGAGGACAUAGUCGACUUCUGCGCCACCAGACGAAUACAAAUGAAGUUCAUCCCCAGCCUAAGUCCUUGGCAGGGUGGAAUCUAUGAAAAGAUGAUUGAUAUUUUCAAACGAUCGUUCAAAAAUGCGACUUCUAAUCGUCUCCUCGAACUUGAAGACAUCCGGACCAUUGCGAAGGAAGCAGAAGCAAUUGUCAAUACCAGACCCUUAACGUACUACACUGAUGACAUCAGCUUCUUUCCCCUACGCCCAAUCGACUUCGUACGACCCCAUGCUCGGCUCAAUGGUCCACAACCUUUGGAAGAUGACGACGAAUGGAUGCCACUAGAAACUACACGAGAUACGCUACUACGAGAAUGGAGUCGUACCUCACAGCUAGUCACCAGUUUCUGGAGAAGAUGGACUCAAGAAUACCUAUCGUCGCUCCGCGAAAGUUUCAAAUUCGAUCACAAAAGGCCUCGAUCACACGAAGAGAAUGCACCCAAAAAAGGAGAUUACGUCAUCAUACACGAUUCUUCUUUACAUCGUGGACAAUGGAAAAUGGGGGAAGUCAUCGGAUCCCAGGACGAUUUCAAGAGAUCCGUCGAAAUUCGUCUCCCGUCAAAGAAAGUCAUUACUCGUCCAAACAACUUGGUUCACAAAUUGGAGCUUCAUCCUCCUGAAACGAGAAAUCAACAGCCAUCUCCGACUAACACGACAAGACCGCAGCCUGAUCAAGAUUCGAUGCAAUCACAGCGACACCCAAUGAUAACAAGAUCCAAAGCCAGGUUCUUACCAAAUGCACUUCUACUGUGUUUUGUUCUCACACUCCACAUGGUUUCAUCGCUGAAUACCCGCUGCCCAGAAGAAGGCGCAAACAUCAACAAGACGGUCAUAUACGCAACGAACUGCGUUUCAAAGGGCAUCGCAAUCGCAAGGUACGAACAACUGAAUAAGUAUGCCAUAUGCUGGUUUCCCGUUUCCUGCCCUAUGGGACACGUACGUUUCGAUAUUUCGGCAGCACAAACAACCUUAUGUGGUGACGAGUGUAAAUGUCCGCAAUGGACAAACUCCUGUUCCUUCAGCCGCGGAUCAAGAACAACCUACUCGGAACUGAAAAAUAUUCCACAACAUCUUCGCGAUUAUCGUCCCGACUACGUCUGUUCGUUCAACUUGACGUCUACAUGUGACACCACGAAAAGAAUCGGGAUUUUCAACCAAAUACAGCUUUACGACAACAGCUUCCUCAUAGUCAAAGAUCUAAACGUAAGAAUCAAGGAUUAUAUAGAUAAGAACGAUUUCGUAUGCGUAGACAGAAAAGGAUGGAUAAGAAGGCCAAACAGACGUGUCUCAGGAACGUCGCGUUUUUGUGAGCAACACGAAUGCCAUCCAAAUGCUCGCCUUUUUUGCACCUACGACAACCCCCUCGCCCUUCUAGUCAUCGAUGAAUCAGGUCAAGAGGACGAUUAUCGAUCCAUACCAAUCAAAGCAUGGGGUACAGUAAUGAAACCGUACCAUGAUUACCCAAGAACGCCAACAGCGGAACCAAAGGAAAAGAUCACUCUACAAAUUCGUGAUGCAACCUCGACGUUUUCAGAAAGUGAACAAACAAUGACGCUAUCAAUGAAAUGCAUCAAAGGUGGUCUCUUGCUAUCGACUCAAGAAGCUUUCGAUGUAAUUGAAGCUUGCGUUAACGACUACUGCGUGUAUGCUAAGAAGCUAACGAAGGAAGCCAUAAUCUUCCCAAAUUCUCUCAUCAUGUACGAUUAUACCGUUUCAAUCAAAGCCUACGAAAACGAUAAACUCAGGCACAACGGACAUGUAUCCUGCAAAGCUCACCCAAUUUGUGAGACACUCAGAUGUACUUUCUGUUGGAAACGAAUCUACAACUCACAAUGUUGGACUCUCCUGGAAACCAUGUUCUUCAUAACUUUGCCACUACUCUCCGUCAUACUGAUACCAUGGCUUUGCUACAUCACCAAGAUCAUUGGACUUCUGCUCCACAUCAUAAAAUUCCUAGUGUGCGGAACUGUCGCAAUUUGCAAACUCCACCGAAAAUCGCCGAACCUACGAAGAUACACCUCUCGUCGACGAAAACUCAGGACUCGCAAGUCCAGUUUUUUGCCUUGCGUUAUUUCAGUCCUUUCACUUCUUCACCUAUCCAAAGGAUGCUCACAAGUCGUCUCUAUGAAUGCUCACGAAGAGAUCUGUAUCAUAUCGAAUGAUAUCGAAACUUGCACUUUCAACGAAGCAAUGGUCGUCACGCUACAGCCCCUGCAACAGGAAACCUGCAUCGCUCUGAAAGAUCAUGAAAGCCAACCUAUCGGCGUAAUCUCAGUGAAAAUCAACGGUAUUCUGUUCCAGUGCAGAAGAAAUGUGGAAUUUUUCACACGAGAUCAUCAACUUGUAUCCGAAUCUGUGCACAGAUGCUACUCGGCAGGAACAUGCGAUAGAAGUACGUGUGAGAAUAUGUCACCAACCGAGAAAAGCAAAGAAUUUUCAUUCGAGGCGAAUAAUAACCCUGGAUACACUUUUUGCACACCAAGCUGCGGAUGUCUAACAUGCGACGGCUGCUUUCUGUGCGAAAAAAGUUGCCUCUUUUAUAGAGUAUAUGCAGUUCCGACCACUUCGACGAUCUAUACAAUAUUUACAUGCCCAAGCUGGGAAAUUGUUGUCACAUUGGAAGCAACGCUCCGGCAAAAAGAUUCGACCGUAUCAACUACAAUUCAACUUCACCCAGGUCAAAUUUCCGCUUGGAACAAUCUCAAGUUCAGUCUCAUAGGGACAGUCGUCCCCCAACUACCAAUAUUGUCGUCGACAUUCGCGGAAACCGACUACUCCAUCUCAGUGAUCAAGCCUGCUCAUCGAGGACAACUUUCACCUCACAGUGCGGGACAGCUUCAAGUGUUCAACGAAGGAACACGCCGACACGUUAACUGCUCGUUCGCAAUCAACGCCUGUCAGUGCACUCAUGGACUAUAUAAAGCCUCCUGUUCAUGUAGCUCCGGCAGCGUAGCAGACUUGAUGCAACCGUCGCCUUUGCCACUGGUUUCGAAAAACUUUAAGAUCUUUUCAGAAAUGAUAAGUGAAAGAGCGGAACUAACUCUCUACUGUCAAUCGAGCGGAACUGAAACAACCGCUAAUAUCGAGUGCCCUUCUCAAACACAAAUGGCGCUUUGCACUUCAUCGGGAUACCUCAACAUUCUCAAAUUCCACUUCGACACUUCAUCUGUCUCCAUGAUUUGCAAUGCUUCCUGUCCCGGAGGAACUGUUUCCUUGGCAGUGAAGGGAGUACUUCUCUACGUUGACGACGACCUCAUCAGAGACAACUUGCAAUCGGAGGCAAAGACAAGAGAUCUUCCAAGAGAUACCACAUUUUUGAGUCAAAUACCCAACAAGUUCAAAGAAUUUGUCGGUAAGAAUUCCAGAUCUGCUUCCAAUUAA